This is a messenger RNA of Scatophagus argus, 754 nucleotides long. RefSeq names its product histone H2B 5. Gene Ontology annotation, molecular function: structural constituent of chromatin; protein heterodimerization activity; DNA binding. Lineage: Eukaryota; Metazoa; Chordata; Actinopteri; Scatophagidae. The coding region runs from base 68 to 448 and encodes 126 amino acids. Gene Ontology annotation, cellular component: nucleosome. The record is from RefSeq and is a predicted model, not a curated record. The transcript has a single exon.
GCGUAAAGGCGGUAUCAUGAGCGGUGUACCUUCUCGACGUAUCAUCGACGUCUAAGCGAAAGAGAAAAUGCCUGAUCCUGCAAAAUCAGCCCCGGCUCCCAAAAAAGGCUCCAAGAAGGCCGUGACUAAAACCCAAAAGAAAGGAGAUAAAAAGCGCCGCAAGAGCAGGAAAGAAAGCUAUGCUAUUUACGUGUACAAGGUACUGAAGCAGGUGCAUCCAGAUACCGGGAUCUCCUCCAAGGCCAUGGGCAUAAUGAAUUCGUUUGUCAACGACAUCUUCGAGCGCAUAGCCGGGGAAGCGUCGCGCCUGGCGCACUACAACAAGAGAUCCACCAUCACUUCCAGAGAGAUCCAGACCGCCGUCCGCCUGCUGCUACCUGGCGAGCUGGCGAAGCACGCCGUGUCCGAGGGCACCAAGGCCGUGACCAAGUACACCAGCUCCAAAUAGAGGCUCUGUACGAGGAGGGGGUAACAGCCAUGAAAUCCCCACAGGGCGCAAUGUAUAUCCUCCUGCACUGUGUCGGGUGUUUACUCACCAAGACGGCGUUUGUGAUUUUGCACCAUUACCGGUUUUCGAAGAGAAGGAAUGCCAGUUGAACCCAGGCCUUAUGUUGAAUGUCUAGAGAUUUGGAACUGCAGCCUGCCAUUUUGUUUUAACUGUGUUUCAGUUUUUUUGUUUGUUUGUUUGUUUUUUGUUUUUUGAAGCUGUGUAACGUUUUUAACAAAAAUUUAAUAAAUUAAGAACGAAUGUAAA